Molecule: messenger RNA, 1515 nt
Organism: Impatiens glandulifera
Lineage: Eukaryota; Viridiplantae; Streptophyta; Magnoliopsida; Ericales; Balsaminaceae
Product: beta-amyrin 28-monooxygenase-like
Exons: 3
Coding region: 1-1515 (504 amino acids)
Biological process (GO): sterol metabolic process
Molecular function (GO): oxidoreductase activity, acting on paired donors, with incorporation or reduction of molecular oxygen; monooxygenase activity; heme binding
Source: RefSeq, a predicted model, not a curated record
AUGAUCAAUCACUACAACCUCAAGAACUACAAACUAAAAAGAUUUAUAAUUCUUUCUUCAAGAAUGGAAUUUUCACUCAUCUCGGAUGUCGUCCCGCUCGUAUGCGUCCUUGUAGCCAUCGCUCUCACCGCAAGGAUAUUGAAAUCCUUUUCGGCAGCAGUGACCAUAUUGCUGCCGCCAGGGACCACAGGGUGGCCGAUAUUCGGUGAGAGUAUGGAUUAUCUUAGGAAAGGAUGGGAAGGAAAACCGGAAAAAUUUAUCCAAGAAAGGAUGGCCAAAUACUCGCCUCAAGCAUUCAAGACGUCCCUUUUCGGGGCACAAACAAUCGUGCUUUGUGGCGGAGCGGGGAACAAGUUUAUGUUCUCUAAUGAGAAUAAGCUUGUCACUUCUUGGUGGCCAGCCUCUAUUGACAAGGUAUUUCCAUCGUCAACUCAAACAUCUUCCAACGAGGAAAUGAAGAAAAUGAGGAAGCUCCUUCCACAUGUACUUCGAGCUGAAGCCCUACACCGAUACAUCGGUGUAAUGGACUCAAUUGCUCGUCGCCACCUCGACUCUGAUUGGGCGAAUCGCGACGAGGUCAACGUGUUUGCCAUGUCGAAAAUGUACACCUUUUGGCUCGCAUGUCGGCUCUUCAUGAGUGUUGAGGACCCCGAUCAAGUUGCCAAGUUCUCCGUGCCCUUUGAGCUUCUCGCGGUUGGCAUCUUUUCUGUCCCUAUUGACCUCCCCGGGACUCCUUUCAACAAGGCUAUCAAGGCUUCUAACCAAAUUAGGAGGGAUCUUAGGGCGAUCAUUAAGCAAAGGAAGAUCGACUUAGAGGACAACAAGGCUUCGCCUACUCAAGAUGUAUUAUCACACAUGUUGUUGACUCCCGAUGACGAAGGAAAGUUCAUGCACGAGAUGGACGUCGCAGACAAGAUCCUCGGUCUACUUGUCGGAGGGCACGACACGGCCAGUAUUACUAUAACAUUCAUCGUUAAGUACUUGGCCGAGUUACCAGAAGUCUAUGAGCAAGUUUUCAAAGAACAAAUGGAGAUAGCUAAAUCGAAGGCUCCGGGAGAGCUCUUGAAUUGGGAGGACAUGCAAAAGAUGAAGUAUUCGUGGAACGUGGCAUGCGAGGUUCUAAGACUCCACCCUCCACUUCAAGGUGCUUUCCGCCAAGCCAUCACUGAUUUCACAUACGCCGGUUUCUCCAUUCCCAAGGGAUGGAAGUUGUAUUGGAGUGCCCACUCGACUCAUAUGAAUCCCGAGUGUUUUCCAAAGCCAUAUGAGUUCAAUCCAAUGAGAUACGAAGGAAGGGGACCCGCGCCCUACACUUACAUCCCAUUCGGAGGGGGACCUCGUAUGUGCCCGGGUAAAGAGUAUGCGAGGCUCGAAAUUCUUGCUUUCAUGCACAACUUAGUUACCCGGUUCAAAUGGGAGAAAGUUAUCCCAAAUGACAAGGUCAUUGUCAAUCCUAUGCCUGUCCCCGAAGAAGGCCUCCCAAUUCGUCUUUAUUCUCUUAGCGUGAUGAAUUAA